AGCGCGCAGUGCUAAUAAUAACUAGUAAUUGGUCAAUUCCUAGCACUAUGUAAACAAGCUACUUACUAAAUGUGUUUAUCUAGUUUAGCAGGGAUCUUUGUGUUCAGUAACGAUAAUUCCUGUAUAUCUACAUCGUCUGUUCACGAAGUUAUUAAUCGCGUCGCUCCUCCCAGCUUCGGUUGCUAACGGGAAUCUUACUUUCACUAUCUGUGAGCUAACCUUCACUGGUGUUGCUCGGUUCGCUGCUCCGCUUGUUUGUCAGAUGUAACGGCAGAGACAUCAUAUUAACAGACUGAUAUAAUAUUCGAUUUCUUGGCCAUGAUGCCUGAGGACGUCUUCUAGUCACCUCUCCCUUGGAGAGAGAGAGCAGUGUGACAUUGACAUUGGACUUGUGCUCCCUGUUCAGUCACACGGACCUGAUCGCACAUUUCUCACCGCCGGAUUGUUGUGAUACCACGAGGGCAAUGUCUCUGGUUUUCCCGCGGCCCAACACCAGCGCAGUUGGCAAAAAGGACAAGCGACUCAUGGCUGAAGUGAACGCAUCCCCGCUCAAGCACUUCGUCACUGCGAAGAAGAAAAUCAACGGCAUUUUCGAACAGCUCGGCGCCUAUAUUAAAGAGAGCUCAAGCUUUCUGGAAGAGACCUACAGCAAUGAGGAACUGGAUCCAGUCACUACAGAGGAGCAGGUGGCCGAGGUACGAGGUUACCUGUCCAAGGUGUCAGGAAUCGGAGAGGUGCUGUCCCGUAGACACAUGAAAGUGGUAUUUUUUGGCAGGACAAGCAACGGAAAAAGCUCAGUAAUCAACGCCAUGCUGUGGGACAAAGUUUUGCCGUCGGGCAUCGGCCACACGACCAACUGCUUCCUGCGGGUGGAGGGGACUGACGGCAACGAUGCGUUCCUGCUUACGGAAGGGUCAGAGGAAAAGAAGAGCGUUAAAACAGUGAAUCAGCUGGCCCAUGCCUUGCAUCAGGACCAGGAGCUGGACGCAGGCAGUCUGGUGUGUGUCAUGUGGCCUAAAGCUAAGUGUGCUCUACUGCGGGAUGACCUGGUACUGGUGGACAGCCCAGGCAUUGACGUCACCACAGAGCUGGACAGCUGGAUCGACAAGUUUUGCCUGGAUGCUGAUGUUUUUGUUUUAGUGGCCAACUCGGAGUCCACACUAAUGCAAACAGAGAAAUCAUUCUUUCACAAGGUGAACGAGCGACUCUCAAGCCCUAACAUUUUUAUCCUGAACAACCGCUGGGACGCCUCGGCCAGCGAGCCGGAGUACAUGGAGGAGGUCCGCCGGCAGCACAUGGACCGCUGCACUAGUUUCCUGGUAGAUGAACUUGGAGUGGUGGACCGAGGGCAGGCCAGCGACAGAAUCUUCUUUGUGUCUGCUAAAGAAGUGCUGCAGGCCCGUGUGCAGAAGGCUCAGGGGAUGCCUGAAGCGGGUGGUGCACUGGCUGAAGGCUUUCAAGCUCGCAUGUUCGAGUUUCAGAACUUUGAGCGUCGAUUUGAAGAGUGCAUCUCCCAGUCAGCGGUAAAGACAAAGUUCGAGCAGCACACCGUGAGGGCCAAGCAGAUCUCAGAAGCCCUGAGACUCAUCAUGGACUCUGUGCAUGUGGCAGCCCAAGAGCAGAGGAUCCACUCAAUGGAGACAAAGGAAGAGCGCGAGGACCGGCUGGAGUUCAUCGAUAAGCAGCUGGAUCUGCUCACCCAGGACUGCAAGAGCAAGAUCAAGAAGAUCACAGAGGAGGUUGAAAAACAGGUGUCGAAUGCAAUGGCCGAAGAGAUCAGGAGACUACACGUGCUGGUAGACGAUUUUCACAUGGACUUUCAUCCCUCGCAGGUGGUUCUGAAACACUACAAGAAUGAGCUUCACAAGCAUAUAGAAGAGGGUCUGGGUAGGAACAUGUCUGAGAGGUGUUCCAAUGCCAUCAGCGCAGCCCUGAACACCACACAGACAGAAAUGAUAGAUGGCCUGAAGCCCUUGCUGCCCACCUCCAUUCAAGAGCAAGUGGAUAAGAUGGCGCCCAGACAGUGCUUCAGUCUCUGCUAUGAUCUCAACUGUGAUAAGCUGUGCAGCGACUUUCAGGAGGACAUCGGCUUCCACUUCUCCUUGGGCUGGACCAUGCUGGUCAAUCGCUUCCUUGGUCCCAAGAACACCCGGCGUGCUCUUAUGGGCUACAACGACCAGGUUCCCAGGCCUUUGGCAAUCACUCCUGUGGGUACUGCCAUGCCUCCCUUCCCACAGGGCGCCAUGACCCAAGAAGAGCUCAUGGUCUCUAUGGUGACGGGACUUGCUUCUCUCACUUCCCGGACGUCUAUGGGAAUCCUAGUCGUCGGAGGAGUCAUCUGGAAGGCGGUAGGUUGGAGGCUUAUUGCUCUGUCAGUGGGGCUCUACGGCCUUCUUUAUGUGUACGAGAGGCUCACGUGGACGACUAAGGCGAAAGAACGAGCCUUCAAGAGGCAGUUCGUAGACUACGCCAGCGAGAAGCUGCAGCUUAUCGUCAGCUACACCGGCUCCAACUGCAGCCACCAAGUCCAGCAGGAGUUGGCAGGCACCUUUAACCAGCUGUGUCAGCAGGUCGAUGUGACGCGACAACAGCUGGAAGAAGAAAUUCGGGACAUGAACCGGAAAAUUGAAAACUUAGACACUCUACAGAGCAAAUCCAAGCUGCUCAGGAACAAAGCUGGCUGGUUGGACAGCGAGCUAAACAUGUUCACCCAACAGUACCUUCAUCAGAGCCGAUAAAGGAAAACAAGUCAGCUUAUUUAACAACAUGACCAAGACCAACACUACUUACUUCUUCUCCUACCUAAAGAGUGCUGCAAGGCACACGCAAAAUACUGAUUUAUUCUGCUUGUACGAAUGCCAAGAUGUUUCAGCCAUGCUUUUACAGAAGAUAGGAGGAGGAUUCAUUAAUUCCAGAUCAGUUUGAAGUCUGAAAUGAAUGUGUUGCUUUUUUUUGCCAUUGUAUGUACGUUUUGCCUGUAAGGAUUCAAAGGUAGUACACUGAACAAAAAAAGGAAGUUUUUUUUUUUUUCUUUAGGCCUUUUUUACUUCAACAAAUAGUGUUAGUUUGAAUUAAGUAUUUAUUUUUUGCAUUAUGAAGGUCUCUGCUGUGGCCUGUGGGAUUUACAGUGAUACUCCUUGCAUGCUAAAAUGCCUUGGCGAAAGAGAAAAGGAGAUCGCAAAUGCUGAAAUCCUUAUCUUCUGUGUGAAUGUUCGUUAUGAAAUGAAUGAGAAGUAGUGUUUCACAGCACAACCCAGGUCUGAUGCUCUUGGGUGAUUUUUAAGAAAUAUAACCAAAGUUAUAUUAGUUAGUGUCUGCAGCGAUGUUGGUUCUCUGUUUUGGUUUACUUGAAAGUGUGGCUCGGUGGCCAGGGAAAACUCUUCACACGGUGAGAUUUUGAACUUAAAUAUAGCACUUUUUAUUCCUGGAUCUUAACCAGGCAUCAAGCAUUAUAAUCUAAUAUCCCCCAAAAAGUGAAAAGGCAGAAAGUAUAAGCUCCCCAUGACGGACAAUUCAACAGCCAGUAUCUGAUUACAAACCAAAGUGUCUAGGCUUUUGUCUGUGAUAUGCACUGUGCGUGGAAAUCACACUGUUAGCAAUGGUUUUAAAAAACAGACCAGCUCGUAACUCAAUGUGAUCUUUGUAGAAAAACAGCUUAGGCAAGACCAAGUUGUUUUGGAGAAAUACACUGAUCAGCCAUAACAUUAAAUUUUGAAAAAAAUAUAAUGUGGUGUAGGUUCCCUGUGACCCACUAAAACAGCUCUGACCCCUCGAGGCAUGGUUCCACCUGCCCUCUUAAUGAUUGCUGUGGUGUCUUGCUCCAGGAUGUUAUAGCAGCAGAUGCCUUAGGUGGCUGGAUCAACAACCUCAAACUCUUUGUCUGCUAAACCCCGUACACAGCAAGCUGUGAUGCACUGAGUGUUCUGAUACUUUCUGAUACCAUCAUGGCCAGAAUUUACCUUUUUUCAGCAAUGAUAAAAAAUUAGCUGAAAAUUGUGAUAGUAGCUUAAUUUUGGGAUCAGACCAGGCUGGCUAGCAUUCGGACCCCACCUUGGAUUCUCAUAAUCCCGUCACCAGUUUAUUGGUAUAUAAUUAAUAAUAGCAUAUAUUAACUUUGAUUAAAAUUAUGGUUGAUCCCACCUUAUGGUCUGUCGGUGUAUUUGUGGUUUCAUUAGACUUUUUUGUUUUACAUUUAGUUAAAGUCUAUUCUUUUUCUUUUUUAAUUUUUGGCUGCUGAACUCCAGCCACAGCAACGUCCAGGAAGUUUUCCCAAACCACCCCACAAAUUGACUUUUGCACAGGCCGCUGGAUUUCUUGCAAACGAUUCGUACCUUUUACGUAUGUAUAAGUAAGCCAUUAUAUUACUGCCGAUUUUUUUUGGUACGGGUUUGGCGUCCAUACUGGUGUUGAUAAGUCAGGUGAGUGAGUGAGUGUGGAGUGGGCCUGUAGAUGGCGAUUGAUUCCAGCAUGUAGUCUUGAUAUUGUGGACUGUGCAGUGGGCAUGGUUUUGUUGCUGCGACCACACUGCAAAACCCUCCAACUGCAUUAUAAUGCAAUCUCAUGUAUAUUUGCGAUGUAUGUACUAAUUACUGAAUCCAAGCUAAAUGAAAUCUCCUUGGUUAUGUUAAAAGACGAAUGGGAACUUGGGGGUUAGGAGUCGGGGGAAAUAUAGGAUCAAACGCUAUAGCAUGUGGUAAAACAUGACAUUGCAGUUGAAGUUUUUGGGCUACUUAUUUAAUAUUAUUUAAAUCACUGAAAUGUCUCUUGGAUUUGCGAUAUAUGUCCGCACUAUGUUUGUCUUACACUGAGAUUAAUAUCAAGUUACUACAUAUAAAAGGCGUAUUUAAUGAACAUUCAGCUCCUACACGUGUACUGAAUGGUGUGUGUGUGUGUGUGUGUGUGUGUGUGUGUGUGUGUGUGUGUGUGUGUGUGUGUGUGAGAGAGAGAGAGAGAGACUCAGCCUUGGCCCAUUGUUGUUUCUGCAUUGUGUUGUGCAUAACGUCAUUCACUUUCAAUUAUAGUUUGUGCCAAGUGUUUUAAGAGAGUUGAAAAUUCUUCAUUAAUUGUGCACUUUACUUUUGCUGCAUUAUUUUUCUUAGCUUUUUUUGUGUCAUGUGUUUAGUAAUUUAACAGAAAGAAAGUACAUUCAUACUAUAGAUUCCAUGUCACUGGUAAUGUAGAGCUGUGCAUGUGUUGAUUAUUGUAACAUGUAUUAUAUUCCACACAUGUAAAACUAAAAUAAAGUUCAUAUCGUUAA
Clarias gariepinus (North African catfish) is the source of this 5257-nucleotide messenger RNA. It is a transcript of the gene mfn2, whose product is annotated as mitofusin 2. The transcript has 19 exons. Gene Ontology annotation, cellular component: mitochondrial outer membrane. Lineage: Eukaryota; Metazoa; Chordata; Actinopteri; Siluriformes; Clariidae. Gene Ontology annotation, molecular function: GTPase activity; GTP binding. The record is from RefSeq and is a predicted model, not a curated record. The coding region runs from base 465 to 2738 and encodes 757 amino acids. Gene Ontology annotation, biological process: mitochondrial fusion; mitochondrion localization.